CGCGCGUCAUGCGCGUUGUUCGAGCACCAGAUUCCCUCGAGCAUAUUCACGAACUCAUUGCUCAUCGCCAACGACGGCACUUCAUUUUUGUUUCACUUGUGAAGCGCUUCCGCGGAUGGCUUACCGAUUUUGCUCAACUGUUUUAGCUAUAUUGCCCUGGACCGUUCAGAGUCACCAACGGAAAAUCGGCGCAAAUGGCGCAGUCACAUCAGAGGUUGAGGUGUGCAGCACGGUUGGCAUCGAUUUACUUCGCGAUGGAGGCAAUGCAGCCGACGCAGUAAGUUACUUGUACAGGCGGAACAUCGCUGUCUGAUUCCAAUAGGCCAUUGGCACAACGCUGUGUGUUGGUGUUGUAGGUGA
Messenger RNA from Alternaria alternata, 360 nucleotides. RefSeq lists its product as hypothetical. The transcript has a single exon. NCBI's taxonomy places the organism in Eukaryota, Fungi, Ascomycota, Dothideomycetes, Pleosporales, Pleosporaceae. The record is from RefSeq and is a predicted model, not a curated record. The coding region runs from base 116 to 313 and encodes 65 amino acids.